This is a messenger RNA of Oldenlandia corymbosa var. corymbosa, 2195 nucleotides long. The record is from the annotation of a GenBank genome assembly. NCBI's taxonomy places the organism in Eukaryota, Viridiplantae, Streptophyta, Magnoliopsida, Gentianales, Rubiaceae.
GCAAAGUUCUACAAUUCUAUUAAUCUUCAAUCCUACCCCCACUAACAACAAAAUCUAAAACAAAACCAUAAAAAAAAAAGAAAGAAAAGAAAAUAUAACAUUGAAGUAUAAUACAAGUUAGGGGCUAUUUGAAACCGGAGCUUACGUCGUCGUUUCAUCUCGUUGCUCUAGGGAUUAGUAGUCCUAAAACCCUCAAAACUCCCCAAAACCCCCUGCGGCGGUGCUACUGGAAGCUGCCGCCAAAAAACAACAUCUUUCAACCUGCCUCCGGUACCUCUCAUCCUUACUUAUUCCCAAAAAUAAUGUCGGACGACGGGGAAAUGUACGGUGAUUCAAGCGAAAUGCCUACGCAGAAGUUAAACUCCCUGAGAAUUACUGAUCUUGAUGAUGAUGAUGAUGAAGAUGGAGACGUUGUUCCUCAAGCUCCCGUUGAUAUUCUGGAGGAUGACGACGAUGAUGAAGACGACGAUUAUGAGGACCAAGAACCCGUGUCACUGGGAUUUCUGGAGAAACCUAAAAAUUCUUGGUCUGUAAGGAGAGAGUUGUUUCCUAGCAUAGCUGGAGGGACCCCAGCAUGGCUUGAUCCAGUUAACUUUCCCAGUGGGACGUCUUGCCUUUGUGAUUUUUGCGGCCAACCUCUGCAGUUUUUGCUUCAGGUUUAUGCACCCCUUUCUCAGAAGGAAUCCACAUUCCACCGCACCUUAUUUGUUUUCAUGUGUACAUCAAUGUCAUGUCUUCUUAAAGAUCAACACGAUCAAUGGAAGCGAAGGCCCGAAAAGGCAUCACGGAGUGUGAAGGUUUUCCGUUGCCAAUUGCCCCGCUUGAACUCGUUUUACUCUAGUGAGCCCCCGAGAAACAAUGGCAGUGAUAAACCUUCUACAGCUGGAGCUGUUCUCUGUAGCUGGUGUGGUACUUGGAGAGGAGAUAAAACUUGUGGUGAUUGCAGGAAAGUGCGUUACUGCUCUGAGAAACACCAGACUGCUCACUGGCGAUCAGGCCAUAAAGUUGAAUGUCGACAGCCCUUCCUUGCACCUGUGACACCUGAGUCUACCUCCAAUGCUGUGUCGUCAGAUACACAAAAGGUGGCUAGCAAAAAUAUCUGGCCCCAGUUUGAGAUUGUACAUGAGGAUGAAAGUGAAGCUGAGAACUCUGAGCAUGAAGGAUUUAACAAGUCUUUAGUUUCCCCCAGCAGAGUGGAUGAAUCUGUAAAGUCAUUGCUGGAGACAUUUGAGGUUGGUGGCGACAAAAAAUCUUGGGCAACUUUUCAAGAGCGAAUAUCACGGGAUCCUGAGCAAGUCUUGAGGUACUAUCGGUCUGUGAGAUCCAAACCACUAUGGCCUUUGUCGAGUGGCCAACCAUCAAGAAUGGAUAUUCCUAGGUGCAACUACUGCAAUGGGACACGAGCUUGCGAAUUUCAGGUGCAUAUGAAGUCCUAAUUUCAUGGUGUCUGUAUGAAAGUCUUCACUAAUUCCCUUGUGUGCCCUUCUGUGUUUUACCUGUCAAUAACUGCCAAACUGCUGUGGUGUGAAUUUGUGACUUGGUUUCCCCUUACAGAUAUUGCCACAGUUGCUUUUCUACUUCGGAGUGGAGAAUAACCCAGAUUCACUCGACUGGGCAACCAUUGCUGUCUACACGUGCGAAGCUUCAUGUGAUGAAAGCACAGUGUACAAAGAAGAGUUUGCAUGGGUCCAACUUGCAUCUCAAUCAACAACGGUACGAUGAAAUAUGGAAAGAGGUUUGGCCACCAUUUCAUGUCCACCAACACCUAGUCCUUUUCUUCUUUCUCCUGAGUUAAGCGAUGAGAUUGCCAGCCCUGGAAUCAUGUGAUUUCUUGUUAUUGACUUCUGUGGAUUCCUUCAACAAUUGUUAAUCUCGAGUGAUGAUGACAAUUGUGCAUCAUUGGUUUUGUACUCAUUGUUAAUGUAUAUUGAGAUAUACAUAGUCGUUGUCACAGUUGCUUCAGGUUCCAAAGGUUUUUGACAUACGAACACUAGAAUGUUGACUUCUGAACGCUGGCAAAAUAUAAGAGGGAUUUAUAAGACACUCCUCUAAAUGCUUUUUUAGUGCCAUUUGUUUUGGUUUCAGUUGUAGUUACAGUUUAAUAAUAUUAGAAAAAAUUAGUGUUUUUCUUAGUAGGUAUCAUCAACAGGAAUUAGUAUUACCUCAAGUUGAUUUUACAAAAAGUAUGCCUCAAG